CUAACCCUGCGGCUAGUUUCCAGAAACCUUAUCCCCGAGUCUUUGGGGCGGGGAGAAUGGGGGGAAUGGAGGAUGACCGGUUUUCCCAGCUACACGAUCCUAACGUUUGCCUUUGACACCCACUUGCGCGUCAUGGACAAAGGCUUGAAUCGGUCGUUCUUUGAGCGGCACAAGCCUUCGCUGCUUGUGUUGAUUUCUCAGCUGUCGGCGGCGGCUCUCAAUGGCUUUGCCAAGUUCUUCGAGACGGGUGACAACCCUGUUCACCCCUUCCAAGUCCUGUUUGUCCGGUUCCUCAUCACCGGCGUGGCCAGCACGUUUUACCUUUGGUACACCAAAGUCCCCAACUUCCCAUGGGGUUUGCCCGAGUUGAGGCCUUUGCUGGCCCUCCGGGCGGCAGCUGGCGUCUUUGGGGCCUUUGGCUUCUAUUUCUCCAUCAUGUAUCUCAAACUCAGCGAGGCUACGGCCUUGAACUUCCUUGGGCCCCUCACUGCCAUGAUCAUAACCCGGUAUCUUGAUUUUGGGACAUUCGAAGUAAUUGACCGCAUCGGAGCUCUUGUGGCACUCCUUGGCGUAAUCCUUGUCGUACAGCCGGAUACGCUCUUCGGGUCCCAGUCCACGCUCAUGAGCGCCAGGCAGUCCACAGCAGACGACAGCGCCAAGGGUCGCAUGAUGGGCUUCGGUUUCGGGGUGAUGAGUGUUAUCGGUGGCGCAAUUGCUCUCACUGCGAUUCGAUCCAUCGGGCCGAGAGAGCACCCCAUAUACAGUGUCAUGUAUUUCGCUUGGACAAUCGUACUAGUGACGACUGUCGCAUUCUUUCUGAUGGAGAGCAUCCACUUGACGACGAGUGUGCUUUCGUGGUUGAAACUCGUACCACUCGGGGGUUUUGGCUUCGCAAUGGAGUGUUUGCUCACCGCAGGCAUCGCCAACGAUGCCUCAUCGGCUGCUACCAUCAUGAUAUACUCCCAGGUGGCAUGGGCUUUGCUGCUAGACUGGCUCGUAUGGCAUUCCCCGGUCAACAUCCUUGCCUUGGUUGGAAUCGGGAGUGUCCUAACCAGUCUGGUGGUUGUUUCCUCAGCCAAGGAGUGGAGGUGGCUCAGAAAGGGUCGCUACAACGUUUUAUCGCAGACUUCACCAGAAGAAGCUGAACAAGGAGAUGAAGAUGUGGACGAGGAGGUUGUUGAGAUGCAGCCAAACAGUUCAGUAGCAUGAGUUAUUGAGCCACAGCCUUUUGACAUGGUUCGCAACAAUUUCCAGUAUCACAGACAGCGACAACAGAUUUGCAUGUGUGAAUUACAGAAACGUCACAGUUAAUUUUCCCAUAAACGAGGAGGAAUCUCAAGUAUUGCGUCUUCAUGUCAAGACUGGGUUGAGUUGAGAAGACACAUAACAGCGGUUGGAGUACAACGAACAACUACGAACAUGUCGAAAUAGCCAGCAUCAAUAUUUAUUCACAAUGCGAGUUA
This is a messenger RNA of Colletotrichum destructivum, 1463 nucleotides long. Its product is annotated as Putative EamA domain-containing protein. The transcript has 4 exons. The record is from RefSeq and is a predicted model, not a curated record. The coding region runs from base 73 to 1209 and encodes 378 amino acids. NCBI's taxonomy places the organism in Eukaryota, Fungi, Ascomycota, Sordariomycetes, Glomerellales, Glomerellaceae. Gene Ontology annotation, cellular component: membrane.